AUGGACAGUGGCAUGUGUCACGUGCUAGUGACCAAAUUCGCUGACACCUCUACAAAGCAAGAGAUGAGUAACAGUCGAUCUUACUUGACAACGACAGCUCACCAAUCCCUCAGUUCAGAAGCGCUCAGCAUGGGUUCACUCGAUGCGCGCAGUCCUCAGAAGGACGUGUGGUAUACUAGACUGCUCAACGAUUUCAAGCGGGCUGACGAAGGAGAAACCACCCGGUCCGUUGCGGACUCGGAUAUGGAGGUGGACGGGAAGCGCUACAAGGAGAUGACUGACGUGGAGCGCGCCGUGUGCGACGCCGCGCGAAACUCCUCGCAGCUCAGCAAAAAUCUGUCGAUCCGACACCUGCUGACACUGGCAGUGGGUGGUGCUAUCGGCACGGGUCUGUUCGUGAACUCAGGCGCGUCGCUGAACACCGGCGGCCCGGGCUCCAUUCUAAUCGCAUGGACGCUAAUUUCUACAUGUUUGUUUACCAUCGUCAACUCGCUCGGUGAACUUGCCUCUGCGUUCCCGGUUGUAGGCGGUUUCAACGUGUACAUCACACGCUUCGUGGAGCCCUCUUUUGGCUUCGCCGUCAACAUCAGUUACCUUGCCCAGUGGGCAGUGCUCCUGCCACUGGAGCUGGCAGCUGCAUCCAUUACCAUCAAAUACUGGAACAAUAAAAUCAACUCGGACGCCUGGGUUGCCAUCUUCUACGUCUGCAUAGCGCUCGCCAAUAUGCUGGAUGUUAAAUCGUUUGGCGAAACAGAGUUUGUGCUUUCGAUGGUCAAGAUUCUGGCCAUCUUUGGCUUUGCCAUCCUAGGUACGGUGCUCAUCUGCGGCGGUGGGCCUGUUGGAGGUUUCAUUGGUGCCAAGUACUGGCAUGAUCCUGGCGCCUUCGUCGGAGACACCCCGGGAGCCCAGUUUAAGGGUCUCUGCUCUGUUUUCGUGACUGCGGCGUUCAGUUACAGUGGCACCGAGCUCGUCGGCGUGUCAGCUGCCGAAUCGAUAAACCCGCGCUACACCAUUCCGCGCGCAUCCAAGAGAUCUUUCUGGCUCAUUACCUCCUCAUACCUCCUGGUGCUCACCAUCGCAGGCUGCCUCGUCCCCAGCAACGACCCCAGACUGUUGAAUGGUAUGUCAUCGGUCGACGUCGCGGCGUCGCCACUCGUUAUCGCCAUCGAAAACGGCGGUAUUAGGGGCGUGCCAUCGUUGAUGAAUGCAAUCAUCCUGAUCGCCAUCAUCUCGGUCGCGAACAGCUCGGUGUAUGCAUGCUCGAGGUGCAUGGUAUCGAUGGCGCAGGUCGGAAAUCUGCCCAAGGUCUUCAACUACAUCGACAGGAAGGGACGCCCGCUCGUCGCCAUCCUGGCCACCCUAGUGUUUGGGCUGCUGUCCUUCGUCGCCGCCAGUGACAAGCAGGAGGCAAUCUUCACCUGGCUGAGCGCGCUGUCCGGCCUCUCGACCCUCUUCUGCUGGUUCGCCAUCAACAUCUCACAUAUCCGUUUCCGGCGUGCGAUGUGCGCGCAGCAGCGCUCGCUUGACGAACUUCCCUACCUCUCGCUCACGGGCGUCCUAGGCUCGUGGUACGGCGCUGCAGUGCUGUUGUUCGUCCUCGUCCUCUCCUUCUGGACUUCGCUGUUCCCCCCGGGCAGCUCCGGGCCCUCUGCAGAGUCGUUCUUUGAGGGCUACCUGUCCUUCCCUAUCUUCCUGAUUUGCUACAUCAGCCAUAAGCUCUACAAGAGGGACUGGCGCCUCUUCAUACCUGCUGGACAGAUCGACGUGGACAGCGGCAGACGCGCGCUCGAUAUCGAGGAGCUGAAAGAGCAGAAGCUCCGUGAGCAGGCAGAGACCGCCAAGAAGCCGUUUUACGUCAGAUGGUGGAUUUUCUGGUGUUGA
Molecule: messenger RNA, 1881 nt
Organism: Eremothecium gossypii ATCC 10895
Lineage: Eukaryota; Fungi; Ascomycota; Saccharomycetes; Saccharomycetales; Saccharomycetaceae
Gene: HIP1
Product: histidine permease
Exons: 1
Coding region: 1-1881 (626 amino acids)
Biological process (GO): amino acid transmembrane transport
Cellular component (GO): membrane
Molecular function (GO): amino acid transmembrane transporter activity
Source: RefSeq, marked provisional